AUGGGUAUUGCACAGCACUGGUGGGCAGUGAGGAGGCAGGACAUAAGCAUGGCUUCCAUGCCUUCUCCUCUCCCUAAACCCAAUGCCGUUGCUGAAAUCAGUUUAAAGCAAUGCUCACACGAUGGAGUGAAAGCAGGGGCAAAGGCAGCUGCCAUUGCGUUUAUCGCAUCUGCAAUCCCUGUGAUGAUAGGAGCGCGGGCCAUUCCUUGGGCAAGAUCGAAUCUCAACUAUGCAGCUCAGGCUCAUAUCAUCUCUUUAGUCACUGGAGCAGCUUAUUUCGUUGUGGCAGACAAGACCAUUUUGGCCUCUGCCCGGAAAAACUCUUUUGAAAAACUUGCAGGUCGCGUUGAAUCUCCCCUGUGA
Messenger RNA from Cryptomeria japonica (Japanese cedar), 363 nucleotides. RefSeq names its product early nodulin-93-like. Bases 1 to 363 code for a protein of 120 amino acids. NCBI's taxonomy places the organism in Eukaryota, Viridiplantae, Streptophyta, Pinopsida, Cupressales, Cupressaceae. The record is from RefSeq and is a predicted model, not a curated record. The transcript is spliced from 4 exons.